AUGGCAACCGAUCUGCCCUCCGCCGCGGCGCGAGUUUUCGGUAUUGUCGAAAUUGCCGAGAAGAUAUUCCUCCAAAUCGACUUCGUCGGCGUCCUCAAGUGUCAGCGCGUCGACAAGCAAUUCAAUCGAGUUAUCAGAGACUCGGUGGCCCUUCAGCAGAACCUUCACUUGGCUCCGAUACCUGGCAACCCUCCAAAGGAACUCCUCCCUGUAUUGCCUCAGCACAUGACUCUUUCGAAAUCUGGCGAUGAGUUAAUCGUUAGUCCUCUCAGCGAGCUGCGAUCGAGAAUCCCAGGUAAGACCGUCAACAAAGAAGCGAUUGCCUACACGCUCGCUUCGUGGAGGAAAAUGCUAGUCACGCAACCGCCAUCCCAAGCCGCGAUAUACGCGCAUCGCUGUAAGUUCGAAGACGACUGGCGCGUGGAUCACGACAUCGGCGGGACUGUCAUUGUCGGCUGGCUCCCAUCCGAGGCCGAUAUCAAGCUCGGAGAUGUGGAAAGCGUGGCGAACGAGCUGUUCGAAGAGCGCGGAAUACAUUGCGAAGACUGUAUCCGCCCCUGGCCCUCCAUGAUCACUGCUUUCAAACUGUAG
This is a messenger RNA of Lecanosticta acicola, 591 nucleotides long. Lineage: Eukaryota; Fungi; Ascomycota; Dothideomycetes; Mycosphaerellales; Mycosphaerellaceae. The record is from the annotation of a GenBank genome assembly.